This is a messenger RNA of Lentinula edodes (shiitake mushroom), 6263 nucleotides long. RefSeq names its product Mus7/MMS22 family-domain-containing protein. The coding region runs from base 97 to 6099 and encodes 2000 amino acids. Gene Ontology annotation, biological process: double-strand break repair via homologous recombination; replication fork processing. The transcript has 10 exons. Gene Ontology annotation, cellular component: Cul8-RING ubiquitin ligase complex; nucleus. The record is from RefSeq and is a predicted model, not a curated record. NCBI's taxonomy places the organism in Eukaryota, Fungi, Basidiomycota, Agaricomycetes, Agaricales, Omphalotaceae.
AUGUGCAAUAGGUAGUGUGAGGAACGCGCGGUGUGACCUAACCCCGUGUUUGUAACGUUGAUCCUUUCCCACUGUCACUUUAAUGUCACUGCCACUAUGGAAGACGACUAUGUGGAGACCUCGGACCAAGAUGAACUAGAAGAAAGUCGAGGUCUGUUCUAUCAAAAUCGAGUUAGACCCCGACAGUCAGAGUCUUCAAGAGAAACAAAGAGAAGAAAGAUCUCUCAUGUAUACGAGAACGCCAGCAAGGGUUCAGCUCAAAGUCCACGACCAAGUCAAUCUAAUGACUCACCCGGGCCAGCGCGAGUACGAGACUCUGCCCCGGAUCCUUUGUUUUCUGAUUUCGAAUCUCAAUCCCCGGUAACAGACUUCACAGAGCCAUUGUCCGUGUUAUUUGAGCCAAUGGCUGAUUCGGGCGUAGAAACACCUCUAAGCUUUCCGCCUUCUGAGGAUGAGAAGGAGAAUGAUGACAGGAGGGAAAAUGAGGAUAUUGUGGCUGGAGUUGCUGGAGAUGACUUGGAAAUGUCGCAGGAUCCAUUGAAUUUACUGGAUCAUGACAGGGAACUUAAUCUGUCACCGCUUCCCCCGUCAUCAGCUCCUCGCAUUUUGCCUUCGCCGCAACAUUCUACUGUGGAAGAUGCUGGCGAUUUACUGCAUUUCCACGACGGCCGCGAGAUCUCGCCUGUGCCGGCUCAUUCACCUUCGCCUCCUCCAUUGGAUCGUGCGCCUUCACCGUUAUCUCCUCCCACUUUCCCUCCUUCAACUCAUUCCCCUUUAUUCUCCCCUCCGCCUCGACCCCAAAGCACAGAUGGUGACGCAGAACUUGCUCGUGUCCUUCACGACGAUGACGCUGUGGGUACCAACAAACGGAAUCUCAGAAAGCGCGGGGAACACCAACGACGUCCAUAUACAUUCGAUAAAAUACUGUACAUGCAACAAAUGAAGAACGUUCCAGAGGCGGUAGUCACAGCUCGAUAUCUUGAAAAGGAGAAACGAACAGACCGCGAACAAAGGCGCAGGGAUGGGUACUUGUCUGAAGAAGAAAGUCAAGAACAAGAAUAUCAGCCACCGUCUGACCCGGAGGAAGAGUCCCAAAUGCCACAGCCAAGAAUUCGGCAAAAAGGAGACAGCGUAACAACAGGCGUUGGCAAUGAGCUUCUUCCUUCCAUGUCAGAGAGUUCAGACGAGGAUAUGAGAGGUUUGAGAAAAGAAGCGAGACAGAUUGAGAAGCAGAAGAGGAGGAAGGAGAAGGAGGCAAAACGUGCGGAGAAGGAGAGGGAGAGGGAGGAGAAGCGCAUCGCUGCUGAAAAGGACAAGGGAAGUAGAACAAAGUCGUUUCCUGUCAGAGAUAAAGAACGAGAAGCGAGGAAAGAAAGGACUAAACCUGCUGGGAACCAGAGGAAUGCUACUCCCGGCCCUUCAGAUCGACAUGAUUGUACUCUGUCACCAGCGCCCGAACCUGGACCUUCUUCUGGAAUUCUUCAUAAACGAACGACGGGGCACAACGAGGAUGAUGCUGAUAUGGCUUUCUUCAACGAUUGGAAAUCGGAUUCUUCUUCCCAUAGCAACCCUCCACGCGUUGACCAGUUUGAUUAUGACGACAAUGUAGGCUCUGGUCCUGGAUCGGCAUCUCCUCCCCCACAUUUACUUAAUUCCCCCCCGCCGUCAAUGAUUUCUCGACCCCGUUCCCGAUCUCGUUUCACCUCUCAGACGACUGUGAAUUCUGGUCAUGUCGAUGAUUCGGACAAUGAUUCGUCCUCAGACUCAGGUGAUGCCAAGGAGAAUCGACAACUAAAGACGCUCGGAAGGCUGUAUCCUAGGUUCAUGCUUCCUGCGUUUGGUGUCAAUACCCGCGCUCGACUGUCGAGCCAGCCUAGGGAACAAGGGAAUCAACGACAGGCCUCUCUUCGUAUUUCUUCUGAUGAUGAAGAAGACAGUGAUAACCUACGACCGGGACUUGCAAGGGUGCGAGUCAGGAGAGGAAAUAUAAGGCCUAUCAAGGGCGAUACAGAAUCAGAAGAUGACGGCACAGAAAUGGCUCCUGCGACUUUCAAAUCUUCAUUCUUUCCAUCUUCACCACGCUCACCUUCGCCCUUUAACUCUCGUGGUCAGCGGAACAUUCUCCGACGACGUUCCGUUCAACCUCAGCCUCAACGACAAAAUAUUCAGGAGCAGGAAAUUAUCGAAAUAUCUUCAUCUUCAUCAGAGGACAGUUCUAGUGACGAAACUGAUGUCGAUGAUGAGGAAAUCGCAGAAUUUCUUCAGCGUAGCGCCAAUCCGGGUCGUUCCGCAGUCAAGCCUUCACGGAAAACAGUGCGGAACGAGCUGUUGAUUGAUUACAUGUUGGCAAGGAACGUGUAUAUCGGUGGUUCAUCUUCAUCGAGACGGAAACCAGGAAAAUCAAAGCAGUUGACUAAAGGGUCUGGUUCUAGUUCAGGGAUACGCUACAACACGAGCAGAACCAAAUCCAGUUCGAUAUCUGCUAAAACUCAGACAUCACUACUAAAAUCUUUUGACUCAAAUAAAUCUUCGGCCGGUACCGGAGGCUAUCGGCUCGAUGUUGUUAGACCUGGACAUGGAGGAGGAAGACAGAGUCUACUUUCAUUCAACAAUCAUCGUCAAGCCCGAGAAGCUAGUAGAUCUCGAGCCGCCGACGUCGACGGAUAUAGCCAGAGUGAUCGUCGAGACGAUGAAGAUGACGACGACGACGACGAAAGUCAAGAGGACGAAUCUUUACGAAUGGAAUCUGACGAAGAAAGAUCUCGAAAGAAAGGCAACAAAAAUCUCACUUGGAAACAGAAGCUAAAACAAAGGAAAGAAGCUGAACGGAUGCACGGUGUGUAUAUCCAUGUCGCCGAUGCCGGAACGCGACUUUUAGCCAACGCAGGUCAGUUUGGUGCUUCAGAGUCAGGUGGGAGUUACGCCGGAGGCACUAGAAGGAAGCGCCGGACUACGAGAGGGAAAGGGAAAAGGCCGAGGAAGGCGAAGGGGAAGGGGCUAUGGAAGGAUCUGAGCUUAAAUGCCGAGGAUGAAGAACUUCAUCGGGCCCUUGCGCCAUCAUCUUCCCAACAUCGGACUACACAUCCGGACUUAGCGUCGAAGCAGCAUUUACCCCAUCGUCGACUAGUCAAAAAGGAUGAUGCUGAAACCGGUGUUCUCGCAGAAAAUGAGCAAGAUGAAGGUUCAAAUUCUAUCAAAGUUGAUACGGAUUUUGGGCUUCUCACUUCUGGCCAAACCUUUGGGUUUAAUACCUACAUCAAGCGGGGGUUGUUAUAUGAAUUGCUACAGCUAAUACAUCCUACUCCCCCUUCACAAGCAGACUCCGCUCCUGCGUCCGCACCCGCCUCAUUAAUUCAGAACUCGAAACAUCCAUCAUAUAGAGCCCCCCACCUCUCUCUUGUCAUCUCGCUAUCCAACCCCUUGUCAGAUUUUCUCCGGGACUUACCCAUCCUCUGUCAAAGUUUAGGAGAUUUCAUCAUGGGUUUGCCGGAUGUGGAUGAAGAGGUGGUUGCACGAGAGUGGAGGUCCGUUAUGCGAGGAGCAGAAGAUGUACUUACGGGAUUUAUGAAAAGUGAAGGAGAUGAGGCGAAGAAAAAACUUCAGGAUAUCGUUGGAAAGACGAUCGGAUUAUUGAUCACCCAGAUGCACACGUCCGACUUCAUCAAAUCCACCAUUGACCUGAUGACGUUUGAUGUGUGUUGGUUCGUGAUCGAGAUGCUGCUCCGUGCAGGCUUCGGGUUAUCGUCGUCAAAGUUGCUCUCCGACGCCUGCAAGAUACUGGUGCAAUACUUGCUAGAAGUUGAUCCUGGACUCAGGGACGUUAUGACGCUGAUAAGAGACCAAAAUUCGGAGAAGAGGGAGUUCAAUGACUCAACCUCCAUCGUUCAGCGUGAAGCGGAGUUAUGGGUGUGCUUAAUUCAUGUCCUGAGGCCGGGUGCGCCGGAUGGACCGAGCUGCGAACACCCGCUGUGGGACAUUAUCAGAAAGGAGCUCGGACGUCGUUCCUCGGCUGCUGCGAAAUGGACCCUGCAAUCUAACGAAGUUAUCUGGCAAACCAUUGCCGGCGUGUGCGCUUUAUCCCAGUUUUCCGAACAUGGAUUGUGUAAGGACAAGCCCUCCAUAUCGGAAGGCUGGAAGAUUGUUUUCUUUGCCCUUAAGAGCGUGCAAUUGAAAGCCGAUUCGGCAAUUGACCAGCAGCUGAAUUCCGCUCCGCUCAGGAUGAAGGACCGAUACUUUGCGUUAAUUGUGCGACGUUGCUUCUUCCUUGUCAAUUGCUGGAAAUGGGCCAUCGAGUCUUCAUUUCCAGUUUUGAAUAUUUUCUCUGGUGCGUUUGGGACGCGGAAGUUCCGGAACUUACUACAUGAGAAGGCAGACUUCCCAGAGUUCUUGAGGACUCAGCGAUGGGGGUCAUGCUUUGAAUAUUCACGGAGAGAUUCUGCCUUCGUUCUUUUUGUGAAGCUUGUCGUUCAAAGGGGAAUCGCACUCAAACAGUCCGAGAGGCCGUCACCACACAGUCUGGAGAAAAAUCUAACGUUGAUCACACCUCUUAGCUCGGUUGAGAUGUUCUCAAAAGUUCAUCCUCCUCAGGGAAACGAGCUAUCAAUGCUCUAUAAUCGUAUGGCUGCAAUCGCAGUUCGCAUUCACUUGUCGCCUUCAGAUUAUUGUUCGCGGGUCCAACAGGCCAGGCAGUACUUCAACUUUCGAACAUCCGAUGAUACUUCUAGGAUGGCUUGCAUACGAAGCUUGAUGUAUGUUACCCAGAUGAUGAUAUUAGAAAAAUUGCCGUUGGAGCAGACAGAGGUGAAUGCAUGGUACAUAGAAAUCGUUGAGGUGUUGAUCAAAGAGUACAAAGAAUUGUCUGGAAAGGAGGAAAAGUCAUUGAACCGAGUCAGGUUCUUGCUCAAUGCGGUAUUGGGAUCUCUGAGGCAUAUCCUGAAUGCAUACAACGACCCCGAGAUGGAAGCACAGUAUCCUGACUUGUCUCUAUUUGAUGUGGUACAAAAAAUCGGGAGAGAAGCGGUCGUUACAGACAAUACCCAGACUGCAAGAGAAUUCGCAGCGGUUAUUCGUACCUUCCUUUCGCUGAGGGAUAAAGUAGUGUCUCCUCCUGAACGUCCUCCCAUAGAACCGCUGCUAGACAAUGGUGUAGAGUCGAAUGACAAUCAGGAAAGCCAGGAAUAUGGCGAGGUGGAUAUUGAUAUGAAUGAUCCCGCACUCGAUGAGCUUCUAGGCGGCAAUGCAAUUUCGAAUGCCUCUAACAGAUUACAUCAAGACAUCGAAGUCAAGGAUCGCGUCGUUGGCAAGAGCCUGAACUCUCUGACAUGGCUUAUCUAUCGUUGUUUGAAAAACAUGUUCGAGGGAUACCCCGAAGGUCGAAGCCCUUCACCUCAGGUUAUGGAGAACGUCGAUGGUUGGAUCGAUACAUGGAUACAAUGUGCCAGCAUUGCCAUAAUACAUAGUCAAAGCAUGACAUGGUUUUCACUUUGUCUAGACGUUCGAAAAACUUGGACGGCAAUUGGCGAUGUCCAUUGGCGACGGCGGAUCGAUAUUAGAGUUGCAUUGAACAUACUGAGGAGAGCGCCCAUGUCGUAUGCAGACAGUAAACUCAAGGACUAUUUCAUCGAGACACUCUUUAAUUGUCUCAUUCCAGUCAAAGUCACAGUUGAACAUGACUUCCUGUCUUGCAUUUUCUCUAUCGAUGGACUGCGCCAUCCACUGUUGAGAAAUCUGCCGGUCACACUUCCUCCGUAUCCGAAGAUCCUCGCCUUAUCGAAGAACGACUUUACGACAUCACGAGACAAGUUCUUGAGAGGUAUUCUGGAUAAUAUUGAACAAUCUUUACACGACGAAGAGAAUGAGAGUGGAAAUCGCAUUGUACUCGGUGAAAACGUCACAAAUAAAAAAUAUGGUGACUUCCUGGCAAAGUUUUUCUACAGCCUGAAAGAGAUGUAUUCAAGUAUGCCAGAGGGAUCGAAUGAAUGUCAAGAUUACAAGAUCAAGUGCAAGGACUUAUGUACGAUGACCUUUGAGGAUCAUCCGCGGAUUGGAACAUGGAGAAGGAUGGCUACAUGGGACGUUUGGUGGAAAGGAUUGAAUUAAUGUGUGGGUGUGACCUGUUCAAUCGAUGAAACCCUGUGGAUUGCAUCAAAACAUGGGUGAUUUCUUGGUUCCAGAACAACCAGAUGUUACACUUCGCUUGUACGCGAAGGAUAUCGAUGGUGUGGUAUGAACGAGGCCGGGCUUCAACAAAAUUCCGCAAAGCC